GGCAGCGGCAAACGGCACGGGAGACUCCAACCGGCGCACGAGCCGCCCGCAGGUGCCACCGGCUCUUUCUGCAGCAGGUGGACGCCAUGAACUACGUGGGGCAGCUGCUGGUGACGGUGAAGGAGCUGUACAAGGGGAUCAACCAGGCCACGCUGUCGGGCUGCAUCGACGCGGUCGUGGUCCGACAGCCCGACGGGACGUUCCAGUGCUCCCCGUUCCACGUGCGCUUCGGGAAACUGGGAGUGCUGCGCUCCAGGGAGAAAGUAAUCGAUAUAGAAAUCAACGGGGAACCUGUAGAGCUGCACAUGAAGCUCGGAGACAAUGGAGAGGCCUUUUUUGUUCAGGAGACUGAGCAAAACAACGAGAUCGUCCCGGCCCACCUGGUGACCUCCCCCAUCCCCACAGAGGAGGCUCUGUUCCGGGGUCCAGAAGACCCGUCCUGUGGGAACCUCCAACCCUGCUCCAACGCGGCCGGCAAGAAGAAGAGGAGACGCAGGAAGAAGCACAAGGCCGAGCCACGCAGGGAGGGGCAGACCACACCCGCGGGGGGGGAGCCGGAGCUGUGCGAGCUCAGCUCAGACGAGGAGCACAGCGCAGGGGCGUCGGCGCUCUGCCCGACGAAGGACAACGUGGACCACAGGCGGCAUUCCCCCCCGACGGGCCUCGAGUGGGACAGCUACCCUUUCUCGGACGGAGACUGGUCCCCUUGCACGGCCAGGGAAGGGGCGGAGCCCACGUCACCCAAGAGCGACUCCGAGCUGAUGGUGAAGCCGGCGGACAGCAUGCACGGGGCCGAGGCCCACAUGCAGUGGACCUGGGGAGAGUUUCCCGAGUCCACCCGGGUCAACAAAAAGGACAAAUCCGAGCCAAAGGCGUUGACCAUCGCUCCGUCUGAGAACACGCAUUUCAGGGUCAUCUCGAGUACGGAAGCCGCGGAGGAAGGGGAGGGAGAGAGAACCGCGGGUCUCAUCGUGAAACCCGAGCCGCGGACCGCUCCAGUCGACCGGCCCGCCUGCGAGGCCCCGGCCAGCGCAGACGUCCAGGGUUCCGGGUGCGGGUUGGCCUCCGGGCCGUGUCCCGGCGACCUCGGCCUCGGCCCGCCCGCCGCACACGCCGCCAGGUGGAAGUCGUCGCCGCCCAGCCGCCGGGCCAGCGGCUCCGCAGGCACCGUCGGCGAAGGCCCCUCGAAGCCCACCGACUCGCCCGUCAACAAGAGGGGAAAAGGUGUGAGGAAGAGGAGCCAACACCAGGGGCCUGAAGACAUCUACCUGGAUGACCUGACCGCACUUGAUCCGGAUGUUGUAGCCCGGUACUUCCCAAAAAGCGAGUCCGAUCAGGUUCAGGAGAUGGGCAGGCGCUCUGGAUCCCAGUCUCCUCAGUCCGUGGGCAGCGCGGCGGCCGACAGCGGCACCGAGUGUCUGUCGGACUCCGCCGGAGACCUCCCCGACGUCACGCUGUCUCUGUGUGGGGGGGUCGGGGAGAACUCGGAGAUCCCCAAAGAAAAGUUCAUGGAGCACAUCAUCAACUACAAUGAAUUUGCAGAGAACCCAGCAAUAAUCGACAAUCCCAAUUUGGUGGUAAAAAUUGCAAACAGAUAUUACAACUGGACUCUGGCAGCACCGUUAAUACUUAGCAUGCAGGCUUUUCAGAAGAACCUUCCAAAGGCUACAGAGGAGGCCUGGGUGAAGGAGAAGAUGCCCAAAAAGUCCGGGCGCUGGUGGUUCUGGAGGAAGAGCAGCAUAAAGCAGUUGUCAUCAGAGUCCAAGUUAGAGAACCAAGAGUCUCUGACCAGAGAAAGCCCCGCCCCCCCCCACCAGGCCCCAGAAACACAGCCGAAAGCAGCCGAGUGGUCCAGCGACGACGAGACCAAAGAGCUGAAGGCUUUCCCUCCGGCUGCGACGCCCGCUGAGUGCCCGCAGCCGGAGGGCACGGCGCCGCCCCUCCACUCCUACAAGAAGUCGCUGCGCCUGUCUUCUGACCAGAUAGCCACCCUGAAGCUAAGGGAGGGGCCUAAUGACGUCACCUUCAGCAUCACCACCCAGUACCAGGGGACGUGUCGCUGCCAGGGCACCAUCUACCUGUGGAGCUGGGACGACAAGGUCAUAAUCUCCGACAUCGACGGCACCAUCACCAAAUCCGACGUGUUCGGUCAGAUUCUCCCUCAGCUCGGCAAAGACUGGACUCACCAAGGCAUCGCGAAGCUUUACCACUCCGUGCACGAGAAUGGCUACAAGUUCCUCUACUGUUCGGCCCGAGCAAUCGGCAUGGCGGACAUGACCCGUGGGUAUCUGCACCGGGUGAACGACAGAGGGACCCUCCUGCCUCAGGGGCCCCUCAUGCUCUCCCCCAGCAGCCUCUUCUCGGCCUUCCACAGAGAGGUCAUCGAAAAAAAGCCAGAGAAGUUCAAGAUCGAAUGCCUCGCGGACAUCAAGAGCCUGUUCUCCCCCAACGCACAUCCCUUCUACGCGGCCUUCGGAAACCGAGAGAGCGACGUGUUCGCCUACAAGCAGGUGGGCGUGCCCGCGUGCCGGAUCUUCACGGUGAACCCCAGAGGCGAGCUGAUCCUGGAGCAGGCCAGAGGCAUUAAAACAUCGUACAGCCGGCUGAGUGAGCUGGUGGAGCACGUGUUCCCCCUGCGGAGUUCGCGGCACGGCGCCUCCUUCAGCUGCCCCGAGUUCAGCUCCUUCUGCUACUGGAGACAGCCAAUCGCAGCGCUGCGUCCGGACGAGCUGCUGUGACUCGACGGGGGACCAAUCGAAGUCACAGUAACGGAGCAGUGACGGCUCUGAGCAUCACUGGAGUAGUUUGAUUUCCUCUACUCCGGAGAGAGAAUUUGGGACGUGAAUGUCCUCCAGAGUUUUAGAUGAUCUCUUCAGAUUUUGGGGGUAUUCCCAUCAUGCACCUGCAUUCCUCACGCUUGAACACGGUGUUUUUUAAAGACGCUGUCGGCUUCUGGCAGAUAAGAAGUAUGACAUGUCGGUUUCAUAGUUUUAUUGUUACAGCGCUUAUGAGAAGACAUUCCUUAAAAGUGCUAAAACAGGCCACUGGCUUAAUAUGGACUGAAAUUAUACAGAUCGGUCAUAAAAACAAAUGUAACAUGAAC
This is a messenger RNA of Pungitius pungitius (ninespine stickleback), 3103 nucleotides long. Its product is annotated as phosphatidate phosphatase LPIN2-like. The record is from RefSeq and is a predicted model, not a curated record. NCBI's taxonomy places the organism in Eukaryota, Metazoa, Chordata, Actinopteri, Perciformes, Gasterosteidae. Gene Ontology annotation, biological process: triglyceride biosynthetic process; cellular response to insulin stimulus; positive regulation of transcription by RNA polymerase II. The coding region runs from base 87 to 2738 and encodes 883 amino acids. Gene Ontology annotation, cellular component: endoplasmic reticulum membrane; nucleus; cytosol. Gene Ontology annotation, molecular function: phosphatidate phosphatase activity; transcription coactivator activity. The transcript is spliced from 20 exons.